Armigeres subalbatus is the source of this 791-nucleotide messenger RNA. RefSeq names its product transcription factor Adf-1-like. The transcript has 3 exons. The record is from RefSeq and is a predicted model, not a curated record. Lineage: Eukaryota; Metazoa; Arthropoda; Insecta; Diptera; Culicidae. Bases 123 to 791 code for a protein of 222 amino acids.
CUAAACAGACCGCGUCACGCGCGUCGGGAACUUUGUUUUUGAAAAAAUUCAAAAUCAACGCACAAGUUUCCUUCUUGUUCACACAAUUUUUUUUUGAAAACGUGAAAAUAAAAAGAAACAAAAUGGAUUUUGAAACUACGUGUGAUUUAAUCAACAAAGUGAAGCAGCACAAUUGCUUGUGGGCGAAAUCUAGUAAGGAUUAUCGUAAUGUUUUGAAAAAAGAGAAGAUCUGGGUGGAAAUAGCAGCUGAACUGAAAAAGUCGGUUGAUUCGAUAAAAAAUCGCUGGAAAAGCUUGAGGGACAGAUUCGUCCGCGAGCAGGGACAGAUUACCGUAGCAUCAUCAUCCGGAUCUGCAGCACCCGACAGUCCAUCAUGGCAAUAUUUCAACGAAUUGAGUUUUCUGAAGGCGCACUGUCAGAAAAGACCCACGAUGUCAAAUUACCAAAGCUCAUCGCAAAAUUCAGCUGAUCCGGCAACAUCAUUUUCGGAAGCAGAUCCGAACGGGGAAAACGAGCAACAACAACAAGAAGUACAGCAAAUCGAGCCGGAAACACCAACCAUAAGAAAGCGAAAUGCCAUGGAUGCCAGAUUCCAUAACAUGCUGGAUAAAGUUGAAUCUUUGUGCACCCCAGCAAAAACAUCCCGACAUGAUUCGUUUGCCCGUUAUCUGUGUGACAGGUUGGAAAUACUUCCGCUUUCAAUGGCUCGUUCACUGGAACUUGAAAUUUUGAAUCAUGUCCACAAGACAAUCAAUGAUGUUGAGAAUGUGGAGUACUUAGAUCCUGAAUAA